AUGGUUUUUGAGCAGAGGCGAGAAGUCAUCAGGGUGAAUACAAGUGAAAGAAGACUCUAUUUUAGUGAGAGCCCAGUGUCUGAAAUUUCUGCCUAUAUUGGCUGUCCUCUAGCUCACUCAGGACAGAGUGUUUGUGUUUGACAAAUCAGCCUGAUUUUUUCUUUUGUGUCCGCCAUACAUAUUCCUCACGUGAACCGCCCUGGUAAGGCAGAAUGGGGAGAUAAGGGGGGCUUGAAGCACCCCAGUGAGCUGUUCAGGGAGUGCAGAAGGCUGCAAAGCCAGCCGGAUCUUGCCAGGUGGCUGCAGAGAGUCAGUCCCAGUCCCUACAAGCCAGGAGCUGGACCGUCCAUCCAGGCAGAGCCUGAACCAGAUCCAGGCAGCUGGGCCAAGUCCCCGAGGCUGUCCCUGGGACCAGAAGGUAUAACUAGAGGGAAGCAUGGAUUUAAAUUCCAGGGCAUAAGACAAAAGCUCAUCAUAUCUGAGGAGAAGGAGCUGAAAAUG
This is a messenger RNA of Lipotes vexillifer (Yangtze River dolphin), 501 nucleotides long. RefSeq lists its product as uncharacterized. The record is from RefSeq and is a predicted model, not a curated record. Lineage: Eukaryota; Metazoa; Chordata; Mammalia; Artiodactyla; Lipotidae.